This is a messenger RNA of Porites lobata, 390 nucleotides long. Lineage: Eukaryota; Metazoa; Cnidaria; Anthozoa; Scleractinia; Poritidae. The record is from the annotation of a GenBank genome assembly.
AUGCUGGAUGAGUCUGGUCUGUUGAACGAGCUCGAGAGGCAUGCAUUUUCACCAACUGGCCAGGCAAUGUGUAUUUAUGGUGGUCCAGCAUAUCCCCACCGUGUUCAUCUGCAAAGACCAUUUCAGUAUGGAGUACUUACACAUCAGAUGCAAAGUUUCAAUGAGUCCAUGAGUAAAGUUCGUUCCUCAGUCGAGUGGAUUUUUGGGGACAUCAUUAACUAUUUCAAAUUUUUAGAUUUUAAGAAAGACUUGAAGCUGGAUUUAAGCCCCAUUGGGAAAAUGAGCAUUGUCUGUGCCUUACUUAGGAAUGCACUUACUUGCCUUUAUGGUAACACAACCUCCGAGUUUUUCCAGUUAGACCCUCCAUCUCUGGAAGAUUACUUUGCUUAA